This is a messenger RNA of Pecten maximus, 3776 nucleotides long. RefSeq names its product integumentary mucin C.1-like. The transcript is spliced from 5 exons. Lineage: Eukaryota; Metazoa; Mollusca; Bivalvia; Pectinida; Pectinidae. The record is from RefSeq and is a predicted model, not a curated record. Bases 1 to 1206 code for a protein of 401 amino acids.
AUGACAUGGAAUGAAGCGAAGGUGGCUUGUGAAAACCUUGGCAUGGCUCUCGCUAAAGUCGAUACUCUCAUGAAGCAGGAAUACAUCGAUACGUAUAUAGAUACAGACUGGAGCCCGAACGUGACAGGGGAACUGUGGAUUGGACUUCAUAAGAUUGAUAUUGCCCAGCCAGGGCUAACGAAGUGGUCGGAUUGUACCGAAAUCGGCUGGAACAACUUCGCUACGGCCGAACCCAGUACGUCAACUGACAAGCUGUGUUUUGCAUUAUCAGAAGACUUAAGCUGGAUAUCGCAUGUGUGUGAUACACAACUACAGUCUAUCUGUGAAUCAACAACAGGUGACUGCACAUUUGACACUUACCCUGAACAUGGCUGUGGACACACUCUAAAAAGUAGUUCGGAAUCAGACUGGGAUACGUGCCUCGCUGAAUGCCUCACUGAUACGCUCCCAACCGGUGAGGAAUGUUGGGCUGUUGGACACUGGGAUGGAUAUACAGGAGAUGACUGUUGGAAGUUUCAUUCUGCAGAUGACCCAAAUAUUUGCAUCACUGAGAUGUUUUCCUAUUCUGCAAUUAAUGUUGGCAUCAAGAUAUGUUUUGAAUCUGACAUCGACGUAUCGGUUCCUCCAAGUGUGCCUAGUUCCUUUCCGAAUACAGAUUGCUUUGUAAUUUACACUACCACAACCAUUGAUCCUACUACAAUAGCAAUAUCCACUUCACCAUCAUCAACAUCAACAGCAGAAGCAGCAGCAGAAGAAACAACAAUAAUGGAAACAACAACAACGACGACGCCACCAACAACGACAUUAUCAACAACAGCAUCAACAGGACCUACAACGAUGCCGACAACGACGAAACAGGAUACAACCAUUUCUAAUCAAAUAGCGACAACGAAUGGUACACUUCCAGUUCUAGGCGUAUGCAGUUGUACAUGUUCCAUGAUCAAUACGUCGUUGAUCAAUCUACAAGAAGAAAUCGAAAAACUCAAGGAUUUACUGACUGUUAAAAAAUCUACAACAUCUUUAUACAAACGGAAGUUUAUUAGCGUCAAGGACGACCGUGUAUCAUCAACAUCUAUUGGAUACGUAGGCGUCACUCUGCUUAUUUUGUCAUUCGGAACAAUAAUUGUCCUGGAUUUUCCUGUUUUAGUUAAUCAGAUAAAAAUAGCAUUUCGAGGUCAUUCAAAACAUCGUGUAUCCUGUGCAUAAACAUAUUUAUCAAAUUUGUUUUAAAUAAAAUAAGCAAUGAAUAUGCAUGUAUAUGUUCUUACCAGGUACACAAUGGAGACCAACUAUGGUAUCGACCAACCAUGUUUUCAGUUAUCACUGAUAAUUAAAUACAUCCAUCACAUCAUCAAGAAACUGUCUUGAGAUUUGAGCUUGAAAAAGUACAUUUACAUAUGUAUCUGAGUACCUAAAGGAUAAAGGUUAAUUCGUUUGCCACCUUCUUGUCUUUUAUGACCUUGUUCAAUUCGGGAACGAUGGAUUUAUAUUUCUUUUACUUAUAUAUCGUAUACUUGUUUAAACACUUUUAAAGAAGUAUAAGAUAUAGACUGAGAUUACAACUAUGCUCAUUCAAGUUGACAAUGUUGGAUACAUUUAAAAUGUUGUAAAAAAUUUGCAUGUUUUCUUAUACAUGUAUCACUACGCUUACCUCGUGUAUGUCAAUAUGAUAUGUUUGGUAUCAAAAUACACUAUAAACUAUUUAAAUUAACAUAAGCAUGUGGAAAUUAUUUAACAUUUUAUUAUGUGAUUCCCUUCACUCAACCUGGCGUAAGAAUAAAACAGACAAAAUAAAAGUAAUUGAAGUGGAGCCAAAUACUGACCCCACCUUUGAAACACAUUAACUAUCCUUGGAAUGAACUACCUCUGGCUCUACAUCUCACGUAUCCGAUUUAGCCCAUUUCAUAUAUCAUUUUAAAUGUAUGUAGUGACAAUGUUAAUAUUUUACAUUUAGAAACUCGUACCUACCAGAACAGACAGUGAUGAAUUCCCUCGACGACGUAUUCCGUUGUUCCCACUAUCAUUACAUAAGCUGCUUUUAUACAAAUAUGCUUCAUUGUGAUACGCGCAAGUUUACAUUGAUGUUUAUCAGUUUGAUUGUCAAUAUUAGACAGUAAUAUAUGCCAUGAUUAAAAUGUGUUAUCAUCCCAACAACAGCAACUGCUUCUUGUUUAAAAGUGAUAUUUUUUUUUGUUUUCAUUAAUAAAAGAUAGCAUGUAUUUUAUAUCUGAUGACGUCUUUUUUUAAAGUUAGAUAUCCUCUGAUGUUUGGCAGUAACUAUUACAAGCUAUGGACGUCAAUAACGCCAUCACCAUCAUACUGUAGUUAUGGUAACUCGAUAGACAUGGAAGUUGUAAGGAAAAUAAUCCGUAUUUACAUUGUAUACAUAUCGAUAAUAAAAACCAGUUAAAGUGUCAUUGACCUAAAACAACUGACUUUAUUCCUAAAAUAUUAUAGCCAUUUUGUUUGUCAACUUGUACAUUAUGGCAUUUCGAAUCUAAUGGACAACAACAACAGUUAAUCACUAGUAGGUGUAUUCCAAGCGAACACAAUACACAUUUUUAUUUAAAGACUGUAUCAUCUUAAUAUCAAACAUCUUAUCGUGUUUCUGGUCAAUACUGAAUCCAAACUGCAGAUGUAUUUAUAUCUAUAGAACGUUGAUCAAUUUCAUAGAAAAUGCCAUAGCCAUUUUCAUUUAAAAAAAAAUAUGUUUCAAAAAUAUUGAAACUUUUUCUUAAUUCGCAAAUCAAGAUAUCUAUAUUUAGAUGUUCUUGCACUUCGUAUCUGCUUUUUAAUUUCAUGUUUGGAAAAUAUUUUUUUAGGUUUUUCUAUUUUCAUUCUAAUAUUCAAUGAUGAUUUAAUAAGGAUCGUUAUAUAUAGAACGCUUAUUUCCGAUUGGUAACAGCUCCCAAGUGAAAGAAAUGUGCAGCAUUGUCGAUUGAAUAAAAUCAUAAUUGAAAUAAACAUCUAAACAAGGUGGUGUAGGAUAGGCACCUCCAUUUCGUUUCUACAAUGGUUUAGAUUUAUCACAAAUAGGCGACGGCGUACAUGAUUUGGUACAUGAUUUGGUAAUGGUUUAUUAAUGAUUUGAAAUUGAUUUGGUACAUGACUUGGUACAUGAUUUGGCAAUGGUUUAGUAAUGAUUUGGUAUUGAUUUGGUAAUGGUUUAGUAAUGAUUUGGUAUUGAUUUGGCAAUGGUUUAGUAAUGAUUCGGUAUUGAUUUGGUACAUGCUUUGGUACAUAGUUUGUUAUACAGUGUGGGCGUCGAUUCCUAUUGAACUGAAAUAAAUUAUUCAUGGUCCAGUAAAUGUCAUCCUCAUAUUACCAAUACAAGGUGUAAUACCCAUAAAAUGAACUGAUUAUGGUUGGCUGUGUAAUUUAAAUUGUGAACUUUUUAACACGCUGAGCAAUGUGUGCAUUUCCUGUAGCUCACACGAACAAGUUAUCGAACUAAAGAAUAGAAUAGUAAGUAUUCGGCAAUAUUGAUUAUGUCAGUUGAAUAAAUAACAGUAUAUUACGUUUUCAGCAUCCACUAGUGUACAUGACUUUAUUUGUGUAUGAAUAUCUUCUGCUGUGUUAAAGUCUUGAAGGAUAUGUUUUGACAAGAUGUGUAUUCAUGACAGACUUACAAACAUCCUGAUAAUGUCUACACGAGAUUGUGGAUGUGUAUUCACGUGUGUACAUGACCAAUUCUAAUUACACGACAUUUACAUUCUUUUGUAUUUUGUGCUUAUGUGAUGUUGAAUUAAUAAAAGAAAAUAAUUAUAAUGAUAGAA